Phycodurus eques (leafy seadragon) is the source of this 1619-nucleotide messenger RNA. RefSeq names its product ankyrin repeat and SOCS box containing 1 (gene asb1). Gene Ontology annotation, molecular function: protein binding. NCBI's taxonomy places the organism in Eukaryota, Metazoa, Chordata, Actinopteri, Syngnathiformes, Syngnathidae. Bases 152 to 1204 code for a protein of 350 amino acids. Gene Ontology annotation, biological process: intracellular signal transduction; protein ubiquitination. Gene Ontology annotation, cellular component: ubiquitin ligase complex. The record is from RefSeq and is a predicted model, not a curated record. The transcript has 5 exons.
CGCGUCCGCACCGUCAACUUUGUUUGUUUUCCUAGCUCGCCUCGUCUGCCGUUUUGAGCGACCGCCGCCGAAGAAGCCCAACCAACCAACCCAACCCAACCCACCCACCCACCCAGCCGGCCGGCCCCCACUUAGUUUCGGAGCACGAAGCAUGGCCGAGGGUCCCGAAGCCGAUGUCGACAAGCCGCCUCGCUGUCAUUUAGCUCCGCUCAUCACCGUCUCCGAUCUGCCCGGUGCCACUGCAGCAGGUCGUAACCUGAAGGAAUGGCUGGAGGAGCAGUUCUGCGACAAGCCUUUGGAGCAGGAUGACAUGCGGCUACACAACGCCGCCUACGUCGGGGAUCUGCACACCCUGAGGAACCUGCUACAGGAAGAUGCCUUUCGACAGCGUAUCAAUGAGAAAUCGGUGUGGUGUUGCGGCUGUCUGCCCUGCACGCCUCUGCGCGUCGCGGCCACGGCGGGCCACGCCGCCUGCGUGGCGUACCUGAUCGCGCGAGGAGCCCACGUGGACCUGGUGGACGUCAAAGGCCAGACGGCGCUUUACGUGGCUGUGGUCAACGGUCACCGCGACUGCGUGCGCAUCCUCCUGGAGGCCGGGGCCGACCCCAACGGGAGCCGCCACCACCGCAGCACGCCGCUUUACCACGCCGCGCGGGUCGGACGGCUCGACGUGCUGCAAGAACUCAUCAGGUGUAAUGCUGACGUGGACAUGGACCACCUGUUGGGUCCCCGGCUCCUGUUAAGCGCCCGCACCCUCAAUACGUUGGUGGUGUGCCCCCUGUACAUCAGCGCCGCCUACCACCACCUCCACUGUUUCCGAGCUCUGCUGGAGGCCGGCGCUCAGCCCGACUUCAACUACUCGGGGCCCGUUUGCCACGGCGCCCUGAGCCGUGGCCUGGCCUCCUGCCUGCUGGACGCCGUGCUGCGACACGGCUGCGAGGCGGCCUUCGUCCAGCUGCUGUUGGACCACGGGGCCCAGCCGGCACACGUGGCGUGGGACGAGUCGGAAGUUGACGCUCCCAACCGUAGGAAGGUGGAUCCGGAAGCCCUCAGGACCUUCCUGGAAGCCAGGAGUUGCCCUCGCAGGCUGACCCACCUGUGCCGCAUUGCCAUCCGUAAAGCCAUGGGCAAGAAACGUCUGCACCAUAUUCCGUCACUGCCACUUCCGGAAACCAUCAAGAACUUCCUGCUUCAUCAAAACUGACAGCCUUGGCUUCUUGGCAGUCUUAAACCGUGACAAUUCUGGCUCUGGUGGACGCAAUAUAUUUAUAAUUGAAUGCAUUUUAUUACUGUGUUUAUUGUCUAUUCUGUACAGUAGCAUGCUAUGCAAUUGAACUAAGGAAUCAAUAGUGCAAUCUUUAUAAAAGUACAUGCAAUCCAUUUGAACUAGAACAGGUGGCUAUGGAGAGAUUUGAAUGCAUUAGAUGGACAAGAAAUGUUAUAGCAUGCAUGCUCAUGUAGCCAUGAUUUAUUUAAAAAAAAAAAAAAAGCAAAUUUAAUACUAUGCUAAAAAGAACAAUUAUCAUUAAUGGUACAGAAAGCCGGCUGUCAUUCACUGAGUCUGCUGCUCAAACUCUUCUUUGUAUUUUCCCUUGUAUGUCUUAUUUAUUGAUAUUCAG